CUGGACUCUAUUUCCUCGCCGACUGAAGACGUGUCCGAGGGAGCAGAUGAGCUGCAGGAUGCUGCUGCUGCUCUUCAUCUCGCUGCUCUUCAUCCUCCCCUCCUGUGUCUGCCGUGAGUUCUCUCCCGUGUGGGUGAAGCCCUCCGGCCCUCAGAAACAUGCAGGACCCUUCGUAGUGAACGUGACACAGAGCUCCUAUCAGGCAGAGGAGAACCACAGCGCCACACUGGAAUGGACCUUCACCACCAACACUGAGCGCCCCUCUGACUCCCCGGAUGUCCUCUGUGAACUGUUAGCUGAUAUCAGGCCCUUCAACAUAUUGUAUGUACAAGAUGGAGUCCAGAACCCAAAGUAUCAGGAUGAACACUUUGCAGGACGAGUCCAGUGGGACCAAGACCUCCUCAGAGGAGGACGAGUCAGACUUCAUGUGUCCAGACUCAGGACUUCUGACUCGGGUCAGUACUUGUGUGAAGUGUCCACAAGUUAUGGGAUGAACUUUGAGACGUGUCGGCUCAAUGUCUCUGCAGUGAGGGAUCGACCCGAGACAAACGGACCAGAUGGGGGAAGAGAUUCCUCAGGGACAGAAAGUCGCCCACAGCCAGAGAGUCGGGGACGGAUCGUCCUCUACUGUGUACUGAUGACAGCUCUUCUGGUUCUUCUGGUUCUUCUCCUCAGUGGACUGAUAAGAAGUCCUACUCAUGAGAGAGGAGUCCUCUGUGCAGCCAUCAAGGAGCUGAAGUUCCUAAAGAGAGAACCCAAGAGGACUGACAGGCCUCUGCCUGGAGGACCCCCUUUAGAACAAGUCCUCAGUGAAGAGGGACUCCCUUCAGGAUCGAAAGAUGUUGACCUGCUGCUGGAGGCCAGUCCAUCCAGGGCACAUCUUGAGACAGACACUAUUCACACUCACAUUCACACAUAUGGGCAAUUUAGAGUUCAAUUAACCUGAGCAUGUCUUUGGACUGUGGGAGGAAGCCGGAGAAAAUCCCUGAUUGAAAGAUGUUGACAUGCUGCUGUCCAUGAAAAACAUGGUAUAACAAGUGAUGUACCAAAACUAUGAUACAUCAUUUACGUAAUGUAUUUCUUUCGACUGACAUUUUUAAAAUAUAUUUAUAUAUUUUUUAUUUUAAAGUGUUACUGUUUUGUAAUGUUCAAAUCAAACUGAAAUGUAUUGUUUCAUUGUU
This is a messenger RNA of Pseudoliparis swirei, 1181 nucleotides long. RefSeq lists its product as uncharacterized. The transcript has 4 exons. Gene Ontology annotation, cellular component: external side of plasma membrane. The record is from RefSeq and is a predicted model, not a curated record. NCBI's taxonomy places the organism in Eukaryota, Metazoa, Chordata, Actinopteri, Perciformes, Liparidae. Gene Ontology annotation, biological process: cell surface receptor signaling pathway; T cell costimulation; immune response. The coding region runs from base 47 to 946 and encodes 299 amino acids.